AUGGCUGACAGCACGCCAACCGAAAGCAAUCAAAUCACUUUGGCGCUCUCAUCCACAUAUCUAGAUUCAACCAAAACAAGCCAAGAUAGUGAACAUGAGACCUCAACAGUGACUUCUCCCCAUGAGAGCGGUCACAUCUCAGUGUCCAUUCCUUUCUCUGAGUCUGACAUGAACUCUCACACGCAAGGCUCUGGCUCCCAUACCGUGGGUCUACCAGGGGGUUCUGUCACUGGUACAGCAUCUCUUCCGGGGCAUACUUCGGAAAGUGACAUUGUGCCAGGAACCAGCACCGAUGUUGCAGACUCUGAAGAGACCGCUGGAGGUGCAGGUGAAUCCGGAUCUCCUUCAUCCCCCCACAGUGAAGAGCCCUCGCCCAUCGGUACUACUGGCUCACCAGUGGAGCAGUCUAGUACUGCUACAACCCUCGAGGACUCUGAACUCACUGGUACUGUUUCUGCUUUCCCUGAAGAAUCUUCUGGUACUCUAGUCAAUACCGAAGCCUCUGGUCAAUCGACCGGGACUGUCGAUGCACCAGGAGAGACAGAUGCCAACACAGCAACAGACAUUCUCGCUACUAUUUCUGUUAGAAUCUCCGGUGCUGCCUCUGCCACUGCUACCAACCCCGAGGCAUCUGAACCACCUGGCUCUGGUACAGUUCCAGGAGAGUCUCAGGCUGCAGACAGUCCCACUGUCAUCUCUGAAGGCAUUUCUGAAGGCCCAUCUGGAACUGUUACAGGAGAAGGGGAGGCUAGCAUCACUACUCCUGGUGGAGGUCUUGGUGACGCUUCUUACAAAUCUUCCUCUGUCGGCGAUUCUGAUCCAACUGGAGUUGUCACAGAUGGAACUAGCAACGGAGGCCCAGCUCCUUCGCACGGCUCAGCCAAUACAUCCAGUUUACCAGACCAGACUAUCUCUAGUCCUGGUACCGAGCAAGGUCAAGGCACUGCUACUCAGACCGACUCAGCUUCAGGUACGGAUGAAGCACCAACUGGAUCAGAAACAUCAGUUUCUGGUCCUGACCAGCCCGCCAGCACUGCUCCCGCAAACACCAUUCCGGAUGACCAGAGCACGUUGACCCAGAGCAAUGGCGACGAGUUCACAUCUGCUGCCUCCGGAGAUGUUACCGAAACUCAUUCGGGGGCUAUCACGACAGAUGCAAACAAUGCGCCCACCACUCUUCCUGAGAAACAAGAUCAGACUACUGGGUCUCUAGGGGAGUCGACUGUUGUGCCUAGUGACCAGAACUCGAACGGUAAUACCAAUGAGACAUCUUCAGGUCAAGAGGAUUCCUCAGUCGCCAGCACCACUGAUGCAAAUGCUGCUCAGUCAACAACCGAAGGAGACGAUAUCACCACCAAUCCUGUUCCUGAUAACACUGAUGCAUCAUCUACUGGAUCUUCUGGAGCUGACAACGGUGCUACUACAACAGAGUCGGGACCUUUUGAGACAACGGACUCGAAUGACGUCCGUUCGACAACAGUACCUGGUCCAUCUGCCACUUCCAACUCAAUCACCACCGCUGCCACAACUUCCACUGGUAUGCCAGUCGUGACUGAAGCCCCUCCCGGUUUUAAUCCCACCACAGUCAGCGACCACCCUGAAUGGACUUCCAACACUUGGAUCACCACUACUUCAGAGGGUUCGGACCCAACUGUUGUCCCAGUCCUCGUUGGCUGUAACGACUGUGGCGGAAGUGGCUCUGGGAUCAUUCUCUGGGGCUUUCCUCCUGUCCCCAAUACUUGGUUCCAACUCCCUGGCCUGCCCAAGUUUUCCUUCCCGUGUAUCCCUCCUGCUUCCGGCUGCACAUCAACGCCUGUUACUGAAGAGAUUGGAGAGGACGGUGAUGAAAAUGACGAACAAUCUUCUAGAACUACCUGCACUGACAAAGUUACUGUUACGGAUUGCUUUGUGGCCUGUACAACAUAUACUGGCCCAGCUGGAGAGACAGUUACACCGGAGUGUCAAACAACCUGUACUAGGACACAGACAGGAUGUAGUGUCACUGGUACAACCACGACAUCUUCUGCUGCAGCGUGCGGACCCUCUGGAGACAGUGAGUGCACGGCGUGUACCGUUGACCUUCUUGACGACGACGAUUCCGCGUCAUUGAUGCGAAGGUCUCUGGAGACAAGAGGCGAAGUGGACAUCAAGAAUGACAUUGCAGGCUGCGAUUGGUCUGGAACUGCAGUUGGUGCGCCGAGGUUCCCAGCAUAUCCAGGUGGAAACCGCGUUUUGAACAACGAGGCACAGAUUGUGAAGGAUAAGUCUCCAUUGAAUGAGAUCAAACGAUGGUGGCGAAUGACACGCGACAAUACUUGCGUACCACACCUCAACGAGAUUGAUGAGACUCAGUUUCCCAAGAAUCUGCCUUCAGAUGUAGGUCCUUCCAUUGAUCAUGUUUAUGAGAAGAGCAUGCUCUUGGACUUCUGGAGGUUCAUCAUUGAUCCAGCUGCCCCUGCUGUCGUUGGAAUGACAACCGGCACACCGAACAAGAUCAACUGUAAUGACAUCAAGUCUUAUGGUGGCAUUAACUCGGGUACAAACCUGAUUCAAAAGGUUUUUGACACUUAUCCCGGUAGCCAAGAUGUUCUCAACCCCAAGGAUGUGCAGUUCAUGGAUGACUUUAUUGGCAUGGACCAGUGGACCAACGGCAUUGCAAAGGCCCAGAUCACGGAUCCUCAGAGCAUCAAGGACCAGGCAGACAAGAAGACCAGUAAUGGUAAAGCGGUCAGCCCCAAAACACAGGUCAAGCUCGCUGGGAAGUGGAUCAAUGAUAAGAUGGUCUUCCUCGAGGCGUUGGCAAUCGGUAUCGAAAUGUUCAAUGUCCAAGAGGCCAAGGAUGCUCUCAUCAGACAGAACCUCCGCAUUUACCAAGCUCUAGUUGAUAUGGAUGAGAAUGCAAAGAAUUGUAUGAAUGACGACGCCGUUAUCAAUGGUGUUUGGUCAUUUGCCGACAAGUACCAGGCCUUCAUGACUGAUAGAUUCGCCGGCAACCAACCUCAUUCCAUGAACCAGGGUGUUAUCUAUUCCAAGAACAAGCUUCUCGCUGCAUUGUCGACGGAUAUUGCGAACGCUGCCAAGAUCAAGAAUAUUCCUGCGGGUGAACUCAACUCUUGGCAAAAGAGAUUGGCCAACAUGCAAGAUGCAAAUCGCGCUUGGGAAGUGUCAAUCACUUUCGUUUGGGCUGGGCCAACAACGUCAAAGAGAGAUACCGAUGGUCUCUCUUGUGACCGACCCAACCCGUCUUUGACAACUGAGUCUAUCACUGAGCCUACUACCGACUCUACUACAUUUGCAACAUCCGUAAGGCCAUCAUCUGACAUGACAACGUCUGAGGAGGACGUAACUUCUACAACACAACAGGCCACUACCUCGAACAACCCACCACCGUUGACGGAUUUCCCAACACUCACCCAGCAAGUGCCCGAUGUCACCAUUUCCACCCCCGAUGGCAGCUCAUGUGCUGAGACCGCCACUGUUACCAACUGCAACGUCGGUAUUGGAGGAGGUCAUGGUGGACUAGCCUGCAUCGAGAGGGAGACCUGCAACUCAUGGGUCAACACCAAGACCACAAGUACCACUCCCUCACCGACACCUACUCUCAUCAAGCCCGAUCCCGGUCAGAACGAGAAGCAUUGCUACAAUAGCGGCCAGAGAUCUAACUACGAGGCAAUCACCUUUGCUGCCGAGUCGUUCUGUCGCGAUGUGGUGAAUGAUCAGGUCCAAGGUCCAGUCUGGUCGAACUAUAAGCUUGAGGGGAAAAAGACACCAUCAGGCGGCUAUCAUUUUAAGCUUGAGUUCCAUGUGAAGGAAGGAUGCAUAUGGAGGUCGAAUUAUGAUGAGUGCAUGCGUUAUAUGAAGGUUCCUAUUGAUAGUUGCAACUGCUCAGCUAAGGGUGAUAAGCAGGGUGGUUGGGUUGAGAAUAACUGCGUUAUAGCUAGGGUUGAUCCUAACAGUGGUCUGUAA
Molecule: messenger RNA, 3966 nt
Organism: Fusarium coffeatum
Lineage: Eukaryota; Fungi; Ascomycota; Sordariomycetes; Hypocreales; Nectriaceae
Exons: 2
Coding region: 1-3966 (1321 amino acids)
Source: RefSeq, a predicted model, not a curated record